This is a messenger RNA of Coccinella septempunctata (seven-spotted ladybird), 2695 nucleotides long. RefSeq names its product protein doublesex (gene dsx). The record is from RefSeq and is a predicted model, not a curated record. NCBI's taxonomy places the organism in Eukaryota, Metazoa, Arthropoda, Insecta, Coleoptera, Coccinellidae. The transcript has 5 exons. Gene Ontology annotation, molecular function: DNA-binding transcription factor activity, RNA polymerase II-specific; RNA polymerase II cis-regulatory region sequence-specific DNA binding. Gene Ontology annotation, biological process: regulation of transcription by RNA polymerase II; sex differentiation. Gene Ontology annotation, cellular component: nucleus. Bases 271 to 1233 code for a protein of 320 amino acids.
UCGUAAAUGAGCCCCCUUUGGCCCCGCCGUCCUGGUGCAGCUCAACAGACUCACUUGCCUCAUGCAAUACUGACUGACAGUUCAUUUCGCGACGACCGGCACUGCAUUCGAAGCCGCGUGCACUUUCUAGAUCCGCGUCUCGUACCUCAACCGCAUUUUAUUCGACCUGUUGCUCCCUCCGACAAACACCCCAGCACGUGGAGUGUGAAGUGAUCAGUGACCCUCGGACGGAUAUGUUUGGUUUCUGAAUCGUGCGAAGAACUUGUCACCAUGUCGGACACUCAGGAGUUUGAGAUAAAGACUGAUACGAACGCUUCGAGCACCUCGGCGAACCCCAGGACGCCACCGAAUUGCGCCAGAUGCCGAAAUCACCGCAUGAAAAUCCCCCUGAAGGGUCACAAGAGAUAUUGCAAAUACAGAAAUUGUGCGUGCGAGAAAUGCCGGCUUACUUCUGAGCGGCAGCGGGUUAUGGCCAUGCAGACCGCGCUCAGGAGGGCCCAGGCUCAGGAUGAAGCCAUGGCGAAGAGCGGAGCUAUUGACCCUCAUCUUCUCCAAAACACCCCAUCCCCUAUACUGAUGAAGAGGAAAUUGGACUGCGACUCUUCGUCUUCUUCCCAGUGUUCUCCACCUCCUAAAAUCAUGAGGACCAUGUCACCCCUGGUUGAACCUCCCACAACGUCUUCAUCUAUGGGGGUUGUUGCACAAAGCACGGACCUUCUGGAAGACUGUCAAAAGCUGUUGGAGAGGUUCAAGUACCCGUGGGAGAUGAUGCCACUCAUGCAUGCUAUACUGAAAGGUGCAAGAGCGGAUUUGGAGGAAGCAUCAAGACGUAUUGAUGAAGGAAAAGAAGCCGAAAUUCUUUUAGAAUUCUGCCAAAGGAUUAGGGAUAAGUUUCAAAUAUCAUGGAGAAUGGUAGCGUUAAUCAAUGUGAUACUUAAGCAAGCGAACGAAGACCAAGAAGAAGCUUGGAGGCAGAUAGAAGAAGCAUUUUUGGAGGUGCGAACAUGGGCUGCAGUGGAGGCAGCUCGCAGUGCGUACCGACACAUACCCUACGCCGGCUUCUAUUCGACAACUGCCCUCUACCAUCCUACUAUGUACCUGCCAGCAAUCCCGACCUACCAUUCGGGAGCCGACCUCUUAGCCACCGUCCCCACGCGGUCACCACCGUUACCUCAGGCCCAGUCGCUGACGCCGCCACAGUCCACCGUCCUGCGACCGGGCAGCCAGGCGUGAUGAGGUAUCGACCCAUCACUGUGGACAACUGAAUGCAAGAAGAUGAACUUGUGCGAACAAUUUUCUAGGUUCAUUUGUGAAAAACCACCGUUCCAAGAACAAAAUCCGUCACAUGAACACAAUGUAUUCGUCCGAACUACAAUAAAAACCUACUAGAAAUCGAAUAAAUUGUGUAUAGCGUUAAGUGUUGCAAAUUACAAAAAUUGUCCCACAUUUUCGUGAUUUAUUUUCGGAAAGUUUUCUUCUUCCAAGUCCAUUUGUAUAGCUGCAAAAAUUCACCGUCUCAUUCUUCAGCGGAAAUUCCGUACCAUGAAAUUCAUGACAAAAAAAAUAUCCGAGAAAGACAAAAAUUUUAAAAUUAUAGUUGAAUGAGCGUGUAGAAUUUUCACACGAUUCAAAACCAAAGAUAUUCGCUGAAAUUUAUACUGUUAAGUGAACAAUGAAUCCCUUCAUUUUCUUUCAAUAACGUCAAAGGUUCAAUUCCAAAAAAUUUGUGAAAACUCAUUCAAAUAUUUUCAUUGUCCAACUUUUUGAACUUCAGACAGCAACAGCAUAUAUUUUCACAUUCAAUGAAACGAAUUAUCAUACAAUGAGUUGAAAUUGGAGGGUUCCAAAUAUAAGUGUUAAAAUUCGCGUCCUCAUUUCCAAGUUAUUUUGUAAACGUCUAUUCAAACUGCACUUUCUUCAAUGUAGAUAUGUUUUUGAGAACAUAGUGAAAUGUGAAUUACCAUUUUUAAAUGUGUAGUAGAUAUGUAAGUUUAUUGUACAAAAGUAUCACCUAAGUAUAUAAGUUAGUUGAAUCCCCUAUGUCAUGCUCUAUUUUAUGUAGGAUGUGGCUCUGAAAGCCUUGUGAUAUAUUAAUGUAGAUUCCAGUGAUACGUUAAGGUAUUUUUCAUGUUCUAUUCAGGAAUGGUUGCAUCUCUAAAAAUAAAUUUCAUUUUUGUAUGAUAUGUAUUAAGUUUUUGUAUCCGUAGUUAGAUUACAUAAAUUAUUCGAUAUUUUUUCUUCGAACGAAAGAUUGAUGGAGAUUUGUGAGGAAUUCGGAGGAAAAAACGACAAAUAAUUCAUCAUUUUUGAUGAUUCAUAUUGCAGUUCAUUUGUGUCUAAUGUUUCUUAAUUCAUAUGUUGUAAAUUUCACCUCAAUUGAAAUUGAAAGAAAUUAUAAAUCAAGGUUGUAAAUGUGUUUAUUGUUAGUUUUUCCUCUGAAGUUAAAAGUUUGAAAUACUUCGGUAAGACCGAUCAACUGUUGUUUUGAAUACAUGGAUCCCCUAUGAUUUCUAUGAAAUAAAUCUGGUGUGAAUUGUAAAUUAUGCGAAAUUAUAAGGGAUCAUAAAUUUUUCAUUUUAAGUUCAAACAUUGUAUCAAAAAAUUAUAAACGGAAACUGGAAAAAUUUAUGCAAAAAAAUUGUAUGCAUUAUAAUGUUAUGGAUGUAAAGGUAGAUAUAAAAAUGUUUAUUGAGCA